Molecule: messenger RNA, 3659 nt
Organism: Manduca sexta (tobacco hornworm)
Lineage: Eukaryota; Metazoa; Arthropoda; Insecta; Lepidoptera; Sphingidae
Gene: Sert
Product: sodium-dependent serotonin transporter
Exons: 13
Coding region: 151-1914 (587 amino acids)
Biological process (GO): serotonin uptake; sodium ion transmembrane transport
Cellular component (GO): membrane; neuron projection
Molecular function (GO): serotonin binding; serotonin:sodium:chloride symporter activity
Source: RefSeq, a predicted model, not a curated record
GGCGGCCGGCAGUGCGGAGUGCUCAUCAUGGACUCGCUGCUCAGGCUCGACAUGAGGGUCCUCUCGCCGGAACGCUGACGGUUACUGCAACGGAAGGGGGAGAGUCCAGGGCCGGAGCGUCGGGAGCGCGAGUGCGACCCCCAAGCCGACAUGCCGCCGUCGGACGCGCCGCCCGCGCCCACCGCGCCACCUCCUGAUCUUCCUGCUACCACCGCUCAGAAAAGCCGUUCGGUGGUGGUGUCGCUUACGCCGGCGCGGCAGCGCGAGACCUGGGCGAAGAAGGCAGAGUUCCUGCUGGCGGUGGUGGGGUUCGCAGUGGAUCUUGGUAACGUGUGGCGAUUCCCCUACAUCUGUUACCAGAAUGGAGGCGGUGCGUUCCUGAUCCCGUACUGCGUUAUGCUGCUGUUUGGCGGGCUGCCGCUGUUCUUCCUGGAACUGGCGCUGGGCCAGUACCACCGCUGCGGCUGCCUCACUCUCUGGAAACGGAUCUGCCCCGCGCUUAAAGGUGUCGGCUAUGCCAUCUGCAUGAUCGACAUCUACAUGGGCAUGUACUACAACACGAUCAUCGGAUGGGCGGUGUAUUACCUGAUCGCUUCUCUCGCGUCUAUAAACUCUGUGCUGCCGUGGACCAGCUGCGACAACGAGUGGAACACGCCACUGUGCACGCCGGUCACCUCACCUCAGACUAAUCCUAACUCUUCUACACCGGCGAAGGAGUUCUUCGAACGUAAUGUAUUGGAGCAGCACAAGUCUAACGGCCUGGAUGACAUGGGGCCGAUCAAGCCGUCGCUGGCUCUGUGUGUGUUCGGGGUCUUUGUCCUCGUCUACUUCUCCUUGUGGAAAGGGGUCAGGAGUGCUGGCAAGGUGGUGUGGGUGACAGCUCUGGCCCCGUACGUGGUGCUGCUGAUUCUGCUGGCGAGAGGCGUUACGCUUCCAGGAGCGACGGAGGGCAUACGGUACUAUCUCACCCCAGAGUGGCACAAAUUGCAAAACUCUAAGGUAUGGAUUGACGCGGCAUCCCAGAUUUUCUUCUCGCUCGGUCCCGGUUUCGGAACUCUACUGGCGCUCUCCAGCUACAACAAGUUCAACAACAACUGCUACAGGGACGCGCUCAUCACAUCUUCUAUCAACUGCUUGACCAGCUUCCUUGCUGGUUUCGUCAUUUUCUCGGUUUUGGGGUACAUGGCGCACGUUCAGAACAAGAGCAUCGAGGAGGUUGGCCUCGAAGGCCCUGGACUGGUGUUCAUCGUGUACCCCGAGGCCAUCGCCACCAUGACCGGCUCCGUGUUCUGGGCCAUCAUCUUCUUCCUCAUGCUUAUUACCCUGGGACUUGACAGUACUUUUGGAGGUCUCGAGGCAGUCACCACGGCGCUCUGCGACGAAUAUCCUCGAGUGUUGGGCAGACAUCGCGAAGUAUUUGUGGCUGUACUGCUUCUGUUCAUCUAUAUUUGCGCUCUGCCCACCACCACAUACGGUGGUGUAUACCUCGUAGACCUACUCAAUGUGUAUGGCCCUGGAUUGGCGAUUCUGUUCGUUGUAUUUGCUGAGGCUGCCGGCGUGUGCUGGGUGUAUGGCGUCGACCGGUUCUCUGAAGAUGUGAGGACCAUGCUGGGACACACCCCUGGAUGGUUCUGGAGGACCUGUUGGUCUUACAUCAGUCCCGUAUUCUUGCUGGUGCUGUUCGUGUUCUCCGUUCUGGCACACGAGGAGAUGCUCGGCGGGGAAUACACCUAUCCCUCAUGGUCUAUCACCGUAGGCUGGGUGAUGACCGGCACCACCGUCUCGUGCAUUCCUCUUUACAUUAUCUACAAACUGCUCAUCACUCCUGGCAAUUGCAUCAACCGCAUCAAGACAAUCCAACGUCCGGAAGUGACGUCGAUACCUCCAGCGGACUCUACCCUAUGCAACCUGUGACCGAGCUCGUACUGCGCCGCGCCUUGGGACUCCAAACCGCCAGCAAUCGAGUGGCUCGUCUAACCUAACCUAACCUAACCUUGCGAUUAAUUUGGAAAUAAUUCCCAAUACGUUUUUUGUAGAUUAAUAUAAACCAUAUUAUUAUUAGGUCAAUAUAUACACAUCAUAGACAACUUAUUUCAAUAACUUAGGUAAUAACAUUCGAAAAUGGGCGAGACAAUCUACAUUACUAACUGCAUAUCUGCAACAAGCAUUCGAUUUUAUCCGAAUACAUUAAGUUAUAAUUUUAAGCAGUUGGUGUAGAAGUAUGUAGUCAUAUAGUGCAAGAAUCAGGCUUGGUAGAGAUUAUUUAAAAUUGUAAGUUAUGAAAUCGUAGGUUAAUAUUUAUAAUCUAUAUAAUAUUAAAAUAGAUUUUCAUGUUUCGUAUAUAAUGUUCAAGAUUUAAACAACAUAUUAGAUAUUAUUACAUAACAAUAAAUAAAAUACAUUUCAUAUAUGUUAUAAAAUAUAUAAUCAAAUAUAUUACUAUACAUUAAUCAUGACAUAUAACAUUGUAGUAUGGCUUCAAUAUAUAACUUAUAUAUUAAACAUAUAUUGGAUAUCAUACAACGAAAAUAUAGAUAUAAGUGGAUGUACAUAAUGAUAUAAAACAUAUUGCUGGGAGGACUAUAAUUGUGAAACACAUACAUUUUAGGUAUAAAAUUAUGUAAAAAUGCUUGUAAGUGUAACAACAUACUAUAUUAAGCAAACCCCUUUGUAUAUAGUUUAAGUAUAAGAAAUACAACGAUUCCUGUACUCUUGGGCAAUGAGUAUAGAAAUUUUGUAUUUAAAUAUAACUAUACUAUGUAUAUAUUAAGGGUAUAAUGAAAAGGAUGUUAAUGGGAUCACACUCAUAGGUUUUCUAACAUUUUAGUUUCAUUGAGCGUAUCAAUAUAUACGAAAACAUAAUAUGUACUUAUGUAGUUAUAGCGUAGUAAAUAGAAAUCAAGAGAUUCCAAUCAUAUUUAUUCUAUUAUUAAAUUAGUAAUGUACUCAUAUAUGUUCUUAAGUAAAUAUAUACAAUAUGCUUAUUUAAAAAUUACUUGCUCAUAUAUACUUAGAAUAUAAUAAAAUAUUAAAUAAGAAGCAUUUAUGUUAAUCAAUAUAUUAUUGUACAUACUGUUUCGAAUAUUUUAUGAGAUCAAUCUCAUUAGAUGACCUGUUAGUAUGUAGUAUUUGACAAUAUAACUGCGUGUUGCGUAUAUUAAUCGAUAUCUUAUAAUAAGUAGAGGUUUUUUCAAGUAUUUAACCAUUGUAGUUGUCAUUUUAAUCGCCUAGUAGUAGUGGAAUAAUCAUUUUGAAAUAUACAUUCUAUGCACGUGUUUACGAAUCUCUAUUUUUCCUGCAAUAUUUUGUAUUCAAGUACCUCGAUCUCAUUUUGAACGUAUAAAGUAAUGAAAUAUCAACUUUAUUUCUUUGUAUCAGCUUUAUAUUUUGUCGUACUAAUACACCAAAGAUGUAUCAAAUAUUCAUAAAAUAAGCGCUAAGUGUUUUUAUAAAAAAUAUAAAACCCCAGUUCAUAUACCCACAUAGUUAUAUACAUUUGUUAUUUGAUUUUAUUGUAUUUGAAGGUUAUAUGUUAUUGUACUUAGCAAUGUUAAAAGUAGCUCGUGUAUUGUGGUGUGUUUAGGUUAAUAAACGCAAAUGAUUAGACACGCCCUGUAACAGCCAUUGCAGGACUAUCUGAACAUUUGCUUAAUCGUAAA